GCGCCGGGACGCUGUGGGUAGGAGAGGCGCACAGCGGCCGCGCGGGAAGUUCGGAGCGAGUGGUGGGGUCAGGCAAGUCCCGCGGGUGCGCACGGCCAUGGAGGACUACGAGCAGGAGAUGCACGGCGUCGAAGACAACUUCCACAGCCAGUUCGCGGCCGAGCUUGAGGUGCUGGCCGAGUUGGAAGGGACAGCGGCCCUGUCACCUUCCAGGAGCCCCCGGCCCACGGUGGGCCGGAUCCGGCUUACUUUCGAAGAGGCUAUUGCUGGAGGGGACGUUGCUACUCCUUGCACUCCAGGUGGACCUUCAGAAUACCGAAAGGGCAGUGCCAAGAAGAGGCAGCUGGCCACCAACGUCCAGAGGGACAGGCCCCUGCUCCAAACCCCCAGGGUCAAGCGGCCCAGGCUGGAGGCGGUCAAGAGGCUGAACUUCGGCUUGGAUGAGAUGGAAGAGCCGCCGCUUCCUGACUUCUCUCCUCAGGACAUCACCCCCCCACCGAGUCCUGAGAUCCCCGCUGAUCUGUGGGGCGAGAGGCCCAUGGAUGCUGGUGCUGACACGAGUCUUAUACAGACAUCACCAGCCACCCACAAUCCUGUCCUGAGGCGACCCCCUAUUCUGGAGGACUAUAUCAAUGUGACCUCAACAGAUGGUGAUCGGGUCUUUCUGGUGCUUCGGGCUGACCCAGUGGGAACUGGGGUACAGAGCCCUUUCCCGGACAUCCGGUGGCGUGGCCGUGGCCAGCUGGACUUGCUAGGUGUGUCCUUCGCCUCUCUGAAGGAGCAGGUCAACAAUGAGCGGCGGCAACGAUUGCUCGAAGAGGCACAGCAGCUCUCAGAUACACUGCACAGCCUCAGGUCAGAGGAGAUAGAGGAAGAGGCCCAGUCCUUGGGGGCCCUUGAGGAGGAGCCAGCCAAGAGCCAAGACGACUCCCAGCACUGCCUAUGGGUGGACAAGUUUGCGCCCCAGCACUACACGGAACUGCUCAGUGACGACUUCACCAACCGCUGCCUCCUCAAGUGGCUAAAGCUGUGGGACCUGGUGGUGUUCGGCCGAGAGAGGCCAGCCCGGAAGCCCAGGCCCAGUGUGGAGCCGGUCCGGGUUGGCAAGGAGGCCACAGCCUCCAGCAAGUGGAAAAGCCACGAGCAGGUGUUAGAAGAGAUGCUGGAGGCUGAGCUGGACCCGAGCCAGCGGCCCCGGCAGAAGGUGGCGCUGCUGUGUGGACCUCCAGGGCUGGGCAAGACCACUCUGGCCCAUGUGAUUGCAAGGCAUGCUGGGUACUGUGUGGUAGAAAUGAAUGCAAGUGAUGACCGCAGCCCUGAGGCCUUCCGCACGCAUAUCGAGGCUGCUACGCAGAUGGAGUCGGUGUUGGGUGCUGGUGGGAAGCCUAAUUGCCUGGUCAUUGACGAAAUCGAUGGGGCCCCCAUGGCUUCCAUCAAUGUGCUCCUCAGCAUCAUCGACCGCAAGGGCCCAAAGGAGGCAGAGCCUGGGGACCUGGCUGUGCCAGCGGGCAGGGGGCGGCGGCGGCGGGCAGAGGGAGGGCUCCUGAUGAGGCCAGUUAUCUGCAUCUGUAAUGACCAGUUUGCACCCUCCCUGCGGCAGCUGAAGCAGCAGGCCUUCCUGCUCCACUUCCCACCCACACUGCCCUCCAGGCUUGUGCAGAGACUGCAGGAGAUCUCUGUACGUCAAGGCCUGCAGGCCGACCCAGGUGUGCUGGCAGCCCUUUGCGAGAAAACAGACAAUGACAUCCGUGCCUGCAUCAACACCCUGCAGUUCCUGCAUGGACAGGGCCAGCGGGAGCUGAGUGUUCGGGCUGUGCAGACCACACAAGUUGGCGUCAAGGAUCAGCGCAAGGGGCUCUUCUCUGUGUGGCAAGAGAUCUUCCAGCUGCCUCGAGCCCAGAGGCGACGUGUGGGCCAGGACCCUACUCUGCCCACCCACAUGCUCCUGCUGGGUGACGGGCUCACGGGCUGGGGACCCCAUGCUGCCGAGGCACCCUUGACCAUGGCCGCACAGCGGUUCUACCACAUCCUGCAUGUGGCCGCCUCCACAGGCGAGCAUGAAAAGAUGGUUCAGGGCCUGUUUGACAACUUCCUUCGCCUGCGGCUGCGGGACUCCAGCCUUGGCACCGUGUGCGUGGCGCUUGACUGGCUAGCCUUUGAGGACUUGCUGGGCCAGGCCGCCCACCAUGGCCAGAGCUUCCAGCUGCUGCGCUACCGGCCUUUCCUGCCUGCAGUUUUCCACGUGCUGUUCGCCUCCAGCCACGUGCCAAGGAUCGCCUUUCCAAGUAGUCAGCAGGAGGCCCAGAACCGGAUAAGCCGGGUGCAGAACCUGAUUCAGACACUGGUGUCAGGUAUCACACCGGCCACCCGCAGCCAAACCUCGCCCCAAGCCCUUGUCCUGGACACCCUCUGCCUUCUCCUGGACAUCCUUGUGCCUAAGCUGCGCCCUGUGAGCACACAGCUGUACAGCACCCGUGAGAAGCUGCAGCUGGGUAGCCUUGUGGGCACCAUGCUUGCCUAUAGCCUAACCUACCGCCAGGAGCGCACGCCCGAUGGGCAGUAUGUCUAUAGGCUGGAACCGAACGUGGAGGAGGUGUGCCGCUUUCCUGAGCUGCCUGCCCGAAAGCCCCUCACCUACCAGGCCAAGCAGCUCAUUGCCCACGAGAUUGAAGUGGAGAAGAUGCGGCGGGCAGAGGCCUUGGCCCGGGAUAGGGACAGCUCCCAGGUAGACGGGAGGCCCCCCAAGACCGAGAGUCCACAGGGGGAUGCUGGGGGAAAAGGGAUACAGCCGCCUACCCCACGCAGCCAUGAACAGUGGCUGGAGCGCAUCCUGAAGAGAGCUGCCCAGGAGGACCAGGCGGAGAGAGAUUUCUUCGGCCGUGUGGUUGUCAGAAAAGCAGCAGCCCUAAGCACAGAGGACACAGCCCCUGAGGUGGAUGCAGCUGAGCGGCGCAUGGGCACUGCAGUGGGCAGAAGUGACGUCUGGUUCCGCUUCAAGGAGGGCGUAUCCAAUGCUGUUCGGCGCAGCCUGCAUAUCAGGGACCUGCUGUAGCCGGGCCACACCAGAUGCCAUGGGAUCACAUUGGACACCCCAGUCCACACUGGACUCUCUGGGGUUACGCUGGAUGCCCUGGUCCACACUGGACCCCUAGAUCCAUGCCAGAUGCCCUGAGGCCAUACCAGACCCCUGGUGUCCACUCCAGACACCCUGAAAUCAUGACUGACACUCUGUGGUCAUGCUGAAUAUCCCCAGAUCAAUACCAGAUGCCCUGGCAUUGCUUUCUUUUCAUUAGAAAAUGUAUAAAAGCACAGACAUCCUGGAAA
Messenger RNA from Pteropus alecto (black flying fox), 3324 nucleotides. RefSeq names its product chromosome transmission fidelity factor 18 (gene CHTF18). NCBI's taxonomy places the organism in Eukaryota, Metazoa, Chordata, Mammalia, Chiroptera, Pteropodidae. Bases 98 to 3052 code for a protein of 984 amino acids. Gene Ontology annotation, cellular component: nucleus. The record is from RefSeq and is a predicted model, not a curated record. The transcript is spliced from 22 exons. Gene Ontology annotation, molecular function: DNA binding; ATP hydrolysis activity; ATP binding.